Messenger RNA from Eremothecium sinecaudum, 2145 nucleotides. RefSeq names its product Rim4p (gene RIM4). Gene Ontology annotation, cellular component: U12-type spliceosomal complex; precatalytic spliceosome. The transcript has a single exon. The record is from RefSeq and is a predicted model, not a curated record. Lineage: Eukaryota; Fungi; Ascomycota; Saccharomycetes; Saccharomycetales; Saccharomycetaceae. Gene Ontology annotation, biological process: mRNA splicing, via spliceosome. Gene Ontology annotation, molecular function: mRNA binding; snRNA binding. Bases 1 to 2145 code for a protein of 714 amino acids.
AUGACUAACUGUGCAAUUUUACCAUCAGAUGGCACCUCUUUGUCUAUUGCCAAUGAGCAAGUUACCACCUUGGUUUCCGAUCUUAAUCCAAUAAGACCAAAGGAGAUCCCCCAGGCCAUAAGUAGGCCUGCAGAAAUAGAGUCUGAAGAGGAUGAAGAAGAGGAUGAUGAUGAACAUUUAUUGGAUGAUAUCUAUGAAGAGUCUCAGGAUUCGGUGGAUGUUGCUAAUACUGCUAUUGCUACAACAUCCGCAGGUACCAAUUCCAUUUCAGGAGCAGCAUCAAAUACAUCCACAACAAUUGCCACUCCAUCAACAAUAGCUACUUCUGCUCCAGCUAACUCCGCAUCAGCUGUAGUUGGUAGUGUUGAUCCUGAUCAAAGCGCUGAUUCCAAGACUUGGCGUGGUCGUCCAUCAUCCUGUGUUUUUGUUGCAUCAUUAGCGGCUUCCUUGACUGAUGACGAUUUAUGCGUUUCAGUAACUGAGGCAUUCAAAAAAUAUGGUGAAUUAUCGAUGGUCAAGGUCUUAAGAGACCCUUCUAAUAGACCAUAUGCAUUUGUUCAAUACACCAAUGAUAUUGAUGCCAAGCGGGCGUUGAAACAAGCUCAGGGAACAUUAUUGAAUGGUAGAACUAUUCGGUGUGAAAAGGCGAAGGUGAACCGCACCUUAUUCAUUUCAACACGUAAUAGGAAAACCCCUGAGGUUACUUCCGAAGAAAUAGUACAGUUGUGUUCGUCUUUCGGUGAAUUAGAGCAAUUGGUUGCCAGUAGGGAAUAUGCUUUUAAGAAGAACUACUACCCAAUUGACAGAUCUUCCGCCUGGUUUGUUCAAUUUGCCUACCGUGAUGACGCUAUCAGAGCCUUCAUUAACUUGAAACCCGGCUACGACUGGACAGUGGAAUGGGCCCAGAAUAUUGAAGUCCCAAGAAGAUUAAACUUGUUGAAGAAAAACAGGCUUAAAGGUGGGACUGCUACAUCCAACGCCUCCAAUAACUCCAAUGCAACCCCUAACUUAAACAGUACUAAUGAAAAUGCCGCUACUUCAAAAUCUGGUGAUGCGGAGCCAGAGGAAGAAGAAGAGGAAUACGACGUUGAGGAUGAGGGUGAAGAAGAGGAAGAAGUUAUGGAUCCAAUUGUUAUUGAUAAGAAGUCCAUUUUCGUGAGUCAAUUAGAUCCAAGCGUUACAAAAGAGAAACUAGCGCAGAGAUUCUUAAAGCAUGGUAAAGUGGAAGACAUCAACUUGAUAUCUAAAGAUAAUAAUACCAAGGUUUUUGCCUUCAUCAAAUACGAAACAGAAGAGGCAACUGCCACAGCAUUGGAAAGAGAGAAUCAUGCCAGUUUUUUGAAUAGAACAAUGCAUGUUCAAUAUAGGGAAGUUGGUGGACAUAGAUCAAGGCGGUAUCAAGGCCAAAGGAGGAAUAAUUACCGCCAUAAUUUACACCAUGUUCACAGUCCAAGAUUGAGUUUGGCUCCACCACCAAUUAAUAUUGGAAGAAGAGCAAGUACUGGGACUUUCCAGACAUUACCUUAUUCACCAUAUCAAUACUUCCCUCCUCCAAAGUCUAACAACAACUUUUUGAAAGACAAGAGGCAUAAAAGCUUUGCAAUGACAUGCGGCGCUGGUUCUCGCACAAACGAGGGAGGGGACGGUUCCGAGUUUGGAUUUAAUCUUGAAACAUCAUCAGAACUUUCUGGAUCCGCCGGUAAUGAUGAUGGAGCAUCCACCUACGCUACAACCAAUUAUAAUGGAUCAUCUGCUGGUGCUGCGACUGUUAAUACGAAGGGUACCAACACUGUGAGAAGGAAGAAUUCCGGUAAGAAACGUUACUAUAAUGGGCACAAUAAUAAUGGCAGUAACACAAAUAUGCACAUGCACGGAUUUGAUCCCUACUAUUAUCAGCCUCCGUACUAUUACCCAAUGGAUUACUCCAUGCCACCACCACCGCCAGGUUCAAAUGCAAACCAGCCAUUCUACUUUUAUUAUCCGAUACCUCCGCCACCAAAUGGUUCAAUGAAUGGCAGUAUGCCAAUGAACCCCGUUCCUGGAUUAAUGCCGCCCAUGUUAGACCAACCAUAUAUGCCAAUUGAUAUGGGACAAGAUCCAGCAAAUGGCAAUGGAAAUGAAGUACCUCAAUCUUUAGACUAUUAA